Catharus ustulatus (Swainson's thrush) is the source of this 3750-nucleotide messenger RNA. Its product is annotated as protein ELYS-like. The record is from RefSeq and is a predicted model, not a curated record. The transcript is spliced from 25 exons. Lineage: Eukaryota; Metazoa; Chordata; Aves; Passeriformes; Turdidae. The coding region runs from base 1 to 3453 and encodes 1150 amino acids.
AUGCGAGACCUAACGGCUCAGGUAACGAGCAGUCUGCUGCAGUUUCCAGAGGUGACUGUUGAGGCACUUGGGGAAGCUGAGACAACACUAGACUCUGUGUUGUGUGGGAAGUUUUCUGGAGGCAGAAGUGGCCUGGCGUGGCUGGCGUGUGGCCCCCAGCUGGAGGUGGUGAACUCGGUGACGGGAGAGCGGCUCUCUGCGUAUCGCUUCAGCGGGGUGAACGAGCAGCCUCCCACUGUUCGUGUGGUGAAGGAGUUCUCUUGGCAGAAGAGGACUGGACUCCUGGUUGGGUUGGAGGAAGCAGAGGGAAGUGUUCUCUGUCUGUACGACCUUGGGAUCUCAAAAGUGGUUAAAGCAGUUGCUCUCUCAGGGAGGGUGACUGCCAUCGAACCCAUCAGCAACGACGGCGGAGCCAGCGUGAGCACCCGGCACCUGCAUCAGAGUCUGCGAUGGCUCUUUGGGGUGGCAGCAGUGGCCACAGAUGUUGGCCACGUCCUUCUGGUUGACCUUUGUUUGGAUGAUUUGUCUUGCAGUCAGAAUGAAGUAGAAGCAUUGGAUCUAGAAGUUGUCACGAGAAUUCCUGCUGAAGUUCCACAAAGAAGAGAAGCUGUGACGAGGGAAGGGAGGCAUCUCUGUUUCCAAUUACGAAGUCCUUCAGGAACAGCAGUGUCAACCCUGUGCUACAUAAGCAGAAGCAACCAGCUCGUUGUGGGUUUUUCUGAUGGCUACUUGUCACUGGGGAACAUGAAAACUUUGAAGAGGGCGCACUACACUCAGCUUGGAGGAGGAAGGAUUCCUGUCUGUGCUCUUACUUUUCAAGAGCCUGAGAAUGACCUUCAAAAUUGUUGCUACUUAUGGGCUGUUCAGUCUACACAACAAAGUGAAGGGAAUGCUGUGAAUUUGCAUCUGUUGCAGUUAGCAUUUGGUGACAGGAAAUGUCUGGCAUCAGGACAAGUCAUGUACGAGGGUCUUACAUACUGUGUCAAACUCUUCAGUUUAGAUCUCUCUGGUGGAAUCUUUCCCUGGAGAGGGCAGACCAGCAAUACUAAAUUCCUCAGCUUUCAGACCAUAGAAAAAAUUCGCAGCCAUGCUGGCAAAGAGGAUAGCAUUAAUGAAGUAAUCUCUCCUGACACCAGUGUAUCAAUCUUCAGUUGGCAAGUGAAUACCUAUGGUCAGGGAAAACCAUCUACUUAUUUGGGUGUGUUUGACAUCAAUCGCUGGUAUCAUGCUCAAAUGCCAGACUCAUUGAGGCCAGAAGAAUUCCUUCAUGACUGCCCCUAUUUUGCACUGUGGUCACUGGAUCCUGUGAUAAGCAUGACUUCUCCAAACCUCAUUUUGGAUAUUCUGGUACACGAGCGUAGUCUAAGUCGGGGGGUGCCUCCUUCUUAUCCACCACCUGAACAGUUUUUUAAUCCAAGCACCUAUAAUUUUGAUGUGACGUGCUUGCUCAACUCGGGAGUUGUUCACAUGACUUGCACCGGCUUCCAGAAGGAGACGCUGAAGUUUUUGAAGAAAUCUGGUCCUUUAAUAAGUGAAGCCAUUCGUGACAGCUACACUCGGUGUCUUGUCGCUGGCUUGCUGUCUCCAAGACUUGCUGAUGUUCAGCCAUCCAGUCUGAGUCAGGAGGAGCAGUUAGAAGCAGUGUUGUCAGCUGCUGUGCAGACGGGUUCUUUAGAACUUCUGACAGGAUGCAUUAAACACUGGACUUCUGAAGAGCAGCCAAGUUCUGCUGUAAAUUUACGGUUUGUUCUUGAGUGGACGUGGAACAAAGUGAUCUGUACAAAAGAUGAACUGGACCAAAUCUGUGUUCCUCUGUUUGACGGCUCCUGCAACUUCAUUGACCCACAGACAUUACAGUCCCUUCAGCACUGCCAGCUGCUUCUGAGCAACCUCAGCACAGUCCUGAACUGUUUUCUAACAGAAGCUCGAGAGCUUACUGAGAGAGGUUUUUCAGACUUGACAAAUAAGCAGGUGGUAACCAGCCUCAUUUCUUUGUAUGCACAAGUUGUGAUCUGGUUCUGUCGAUCCAGUCUCCUUCCUGAGGGUUUAGAUGAUCACAUGCAGUUGUCUAGACCUUUCUACAAUUACCCCCUGAUUCAGAGCUACUACACGGGUCAUCGAGAGAAACUCGAGCGUUUAUCAAGAGGAAAAUGGGAUUCUGACUGCUUGAUGAUUGAUGGAAUGGUUUCCCAGUUGGGAGAGCAAGUGGAGAAGUUGUGGCGGAGAGAUGAAGGCGGCACUGGGAAAUACCCACCUGUUAGUUUACAUGCACUGCUGGAUCUCUAUUUGCUAGAAAGCAUUGAAGAAAGUGACAAGCAUGCAAUUACAAUUUACUUGCUGCUGGACAUCAUGCAUUUCUUUCCAAAUAAAACAGAAACUUUACUUGUUUCCUUUCCAACUACCUUUGCUAUCCCUUGGGGUCUUGUUAAGCUGAUUCGAGGGUUUUGGCUUCUAGAUCACAAUGAUUAUGAGAAUGCCCUGGCCCUGCUCUUCCAUCCAGCUACAAUCAAGACUGUGUCAUGGCAGCACAUGAGGAUAGUUCAGUCCCUCAUGUGCCAGGGAGAGCACAGGAAAGCCCUCAGGUACAUCCAGAUGAUGAAGCCGUCGAUGUCCAGCAGCAGUGAAGUGCGGCUCUUCCUCACCGUGCUGUUGUCCAAUAGGUGCAUGGUGGAGGCUUGGGGUCUGUUGCAGCAGCACACCACAAAGUUAAACAUAGAAGAGCUGUUAAAGCACAUGUAUGAAAUCUGUCAGGAGAUGGGGCUCAUGGAGGAUUUGCUGAAACUUCCCUUCACAGACACGGAAAAAGAGUGUUUGGAGAAGUUUUUACAGACCAAAUCUGGUGCUCAGAAUCAUGAAUUCCUCUUAGUCCACCAUCUGCAGCGUGCCAACUACAUCCCAGCACUCCAGUUGAAUCAGUCCAUGAAGACCAGUCUGACGAAUGAUCGUGAUCCUCGCUUGAGAGAGAGAGCAGUUGUCAGAAAUUCUCUGCUAGACCAAUAUAUCAAGAUCCUUCCCACAGUUCAAAGGAAGCUGGCAGUAGAGAGAGCCAAGCCGUACCGUUUGCCUUCAUCAGUCUUAAGAGAAGUCCCAAGGCCAAAGCCGUUAUCAACAGCAACAAGGCAGGCUAAUGCAGGAAAUGUACAUAUAAGAACAAGUUUCAUCAAUAAAGUACUGUCCAGAUUUAAAGAAGCAUGGCUAGGAAAGAAGAAAACCAGUUUCUUAGAGUAUAAUAAAUUGCUGGAUUUGGUGGUUCGUCCUGUUCCAUCCUGGUCUGUGGCACAAGAUGAGAGCCAGCAGUGCCCAUGCAAGGCUUCUACUUCUUUUGUGGCAUCCAGCCCCCUGAGAUCAGACACACAUCACUCCAGCUCCCAAAAGAAUCUGCCAAGAGCAUCAGAGUUGAAUUUACUAGAAACUCCUCUUGCGGUCAAGGUUUGUAUUUUAAAAAGGCAGUAGCAAACAACAAAGCAGUAGCAACCAACAAAGCUUGUGAGCUUUGUUUAACAUGAAACCCCUAGAUUCAAACUGUGAGGUAUUUUUAGCAUGCUUGUAGUUAUUGUAGGCACUGUUUUCAAAGUAGUAAAAUGGGAACAGAGGGAAAGUGCAGUUUUCAGCUAAUUGCACUGGUCACCUUGUACCACAGCUUUGAGAAAUAGCCUUCUUUUUAUUGCAUGGAACAAGGUAAGAUGAACCUGGACUUUUCAAUCUAUACGUAGCUGCUUAAAGAUGCAAUUUGUGGCUUAACCAUGUCAG